AUGGAAAUGAAUCUAUCCAAGAAUCUUAUCUCUUGCGUGGAAUCAGGUGUCAUGAAUUUGGAGCGGCUCUCAGAGGCCGCGGCGGCUCGGGCACACGCCAACCCGAACCCCGCUCCGCCACCGCCACCGCCGCCGCCGCCACAGGCGUCGCGUCAAGCGGGCCCCGCGUUCCACUUGCAGCCGAGAAGCUCCAACAUCAACACGGGCACUCGCGGAGGGGCCUUGCAGGAAAAUUCAAGCAGCGAGUCUUCGGACGCAGAGUUGGCAGCGGAAAAGGAGCGCUCCGCCGAGCUGCUGCUGCGUAGCGGUGGUGGAGGAGGAGGACCGGACGAAGGGGGUACCGAGGACCCCAAAAAGAAGAAGCAGAGGCGGCAACGUACGCACUUCACCAGCCAGCAGCUGCAGGAGCUCGAGGCCACCUUCCAGCGGAACCGAUACCCCGACAUGAGCACCCGGGAGGAGAUCGCUGUGUGGACCAACCUCACCGAAGCCAGAGUUCGGGUGUGGUUCAAGAACCGUCGCGCCAAAUGGCGGAAACGCGAGCGCAACCAGCAGAUGGACCUGUGCAAGAACACGUAUCUGCCUCAGUUUAGCGGCCUCAUGCAGCCUUACGAAGAUAUGUACCCGGCGGCCUACACUUACAACAACUGGACCAACAAAGGUCUGCACGGGCCAACGGCGCCGCUGGCCGCCAAGAACUUCCCCUUCUUUAACUCCAUGAGCCCGCUGGCGUCGCAGUCCGUCUUCUCGUCGUCGCCCACCUCCAUCUCCGGCAUGAGCAUGCAGCACGCGGCGGCAGCGGCGGCGUCGGCCGGCAUGGCCCACUCGGGCGUGCCUUCCAUGGGCGCCCCGCCGGGCCUCAACAAUAUCGGCAACCUCAACGCCAUCGGCAACGCCGGCAUGUCGUCGCCGGCCUGCCCGUACGGAGCGGCCGGCUCGCCCUACAGCGUUUACCGGGAAACGUGCAACCCGGGCCUGGCCACGCUCAGACUCAAGUCCAAGCAGCACCACCCGACGUUCGGCUACGGCGGCCUGCAGAGUCCCGGUUCCGGACUCAACGCCUGCCAGUACAACAGCUGA
This is a messenger RNA of Nerophis lumbriciformis (worm pipefish), 1080 nucleotides long. NCBI's taxonomy places the organism in Eukaryota, Metazoa, Chordata, Actinopteri, Syngnathiformes, Syngnathidae. The record is from RefSeq and is a predicted model, not a curated record.